Nothobranchius furzeri (turquoise killifish) is the source of this 6399-nucleotide messenger RNA. The record is from RefSeq and is a predicted model, not a curated record. NCBI's taxonomy places the organism in Eukaryota, Metazoa, Chordata, Actinopteri, Cyprinodontiformes, Nothobranchiidae.
GGACACAGGUCUUAAAUGAACUUAAAUCAGAAUCAGAAUGAAUUUUAUUGCCAGCGCUCCAGAUCAGAGCAUAGGAACUUGACUCCAUAGUACAACCUGACCAAGGUUACACACACACAUAUAGACAGGACAGAUACAGGCAGACCAUGGGAGCAGCCAUGACGGCGCUCCUUUUGUAGAUGAGUGAGGGAAUACGUGAGGAAAGUUCAGGGGAGGGAGAAGAAAGGCAUUAACAGGGUUACACCGGCAGGGUGUAGCAUUCUUAAUGCAAAAAAAAAAAAGUAUUAUACAUAAGAAUUAUUCAGUAAAGUGAUCACAGAACAGUCUGUCUUCAUCAUGUUAGAAGAAAAGUGUUAGCAGAAUCAUCAAUCUCAUCUCACUGACGGAGGAAAUAACACAGCCACAUCACUCCUUCGCGUCUCAAUCAGGGAACACCUGGUUUAUUUUGUCACGUGCCUUUUAUGCGUCACUGACAGCGAUCUCAUUAGUGAAAUUACACAUGACAUUAGUUAACAAAAAAUAAAGAUAUACAUACAGAGAUAAAACAAAUGAGAACACAAGCAUAUGUAAUAUAAAUCAAUAUUAAAUCAUGACCUUUUGUAGAUCUCAGUUCUUAACACCCCCACUUGUUCUCACUUUGUCUUUUAUUCCUGACUUCCCUUAUUUUCCAAACAUUAUGUUUUCAUAUUUCUUCAAUGCUGUUUUUGUUGCUGGUUUUGUCAUUCCGUCUGCUACCAUCUGAUCAGUUUGGCAAUAUUGUAACAUCACUUUGCCAUCGUUCACACAUGAUCUUAUAAAAUGGUAUUUUAUAUCUAUGUGUUUGCAUCUCUGCCUGCUGACGGGGUUCUUUGCUAAAGCAAUGGUAUUUUAUAUCUAUAUAUAUGUCGUAAUCUAUUGGUGAAUGAAGAUAAGCUGUCUUGACGUCCAUCUGGUGUAAAAUGAGGUUCUCCUGUACAGCACACUGCAUCAGUACCCUCACGCUUGUUAGACUAGCUGUUGGGGAAAAUGUAUCAUCAUAAUCUAGUCCAGCUCUUUGACCGUAACCUUUUGCUACAUACCCAGCCUUGUAUCUUUCUGAUCCGUCGUCAUUUUUCUUCAGAACAUAUACCCAUCUACCCCCCACUGCUUUCUUGCCCUUUGGUAAGUCAGUCAGGGUAUAGGUGUCAUUCUCUAAUAAAGAAUGCAUCUCUUCAUCCAUUGCUGCCUUCCAUUUAUCAGAAUUUGGGGACUCUAUAGCAUCGUUGUAUGUAAUGGGCAUACCACAUGUUGCUCUGUAACAGUAGUCGAUAUAUGCUCCUUGAUCAUCAUUAUCCUCCCCUUUUGAUACAUAGUCUUUUAAAUAUUCUGGUUUCUUUCUCGUCCUUUCUGGAUACCUUCUGUUUGUUCCUGCUGCCUGGUUUGUGUCUGGAUUUUGUUUCCAUUUUUCUUCAGAAGUUUCACCAUCAGAUUCAUCCUUGUGAGAGGAUGACGUUUUCACCACUCGAGGUCGUGAGACAGUUGGUAUGUCAUCCUCCUCAGGGAUAAGAACUGUUUGUGUCUGCCUCUCUUCAACAUUUUUGCUUACAAACUUUACCAGUCUAACUUUCUGCACACUCUUGUUCAAAGGAAAGUAAAUGAGAUAUGCAGGACUGUAUUUGUCAUAGCCAAUGAAUAUUCCUUUAGUACAUCUUGAGUCCAACUUUGUUUUGUUUUGCCUGUAAGCAAAACAUGCACAACCAAACUUUUGCAUAGUAGAAAUGUUGGGUUUGCAUCCUGUUAGUAAGAAGUAGGGUGUUUGUUCAGUACGACGACUGAAACAUCUGUUCCUGAUCACAGCUGCGGUCUGGAUUGCAUAUGUCCAUAAGUACUUGGGUAAACCGCUCUCAAUGAGCAUGCACCUCCCCAUAUCAAAAAGGGUGCGCCAAUUCCGCUCUACAGUACCAUUUUGAUGGGGGGAAUAUGGCGCUGAAGUUUCAUGUCUGAUCUUAUGUUUACUCAGUAAAUCUUGGUACCUUCUGCACAUAAACUCUGUCCCAUUAUCAGACCUAAUGCAUUUAACAUCACCAUAUGAGGCUGUGUCCGCUAGGAACUUCUCGGUUGCUUGCACCGUAUCACUUUUGUUUCUCAGAAAAUACACAAAAAUAGCACUUGAGUAAUCAUCCACAAAUGAUAGUGCAUAUUUAUGACCAUCCUUAGAUGCUGGACUUAUUGGACCGGCCAGAUCUGUGUGCACUAGUUCAAGAGGUUUAUUAGCCCUUCUGUCUGGUUUUCUAUUUCUGUAUUGAACAAAUUUACCUUGGAUACAUACUUCACACUUUACUUCUUUUCCCAGUUUGCCUUUGAUUUUCAUGCCAUCAACUACAUUCUCCAGCUUUUGUAAAUCAUCAUGAUUGCAGUGACCUAGAAUUUCAUGCCACGUUUGUAUGUCCAAGCACUUAGCACAUUUAUCAGUGUAUUCAGUAACAGUUUCAAUGUAAUACAGUCUGUUGUGCUCAUAUAUGUUAAACUCAGUACCAUCUUUGUGUUUUAGUCUGUUUCUACCUGUUUUGAAGACGAUAGUUGCUCCAUUUUCUGUUGCAGCUCUCACAGAAAAGAUGUUCUGCGGGAAAGAUGGGAUGUACAAUGCCUCUUUCAAUGUUACUUGACAUUGUUGCCCUCUGCUGUCGAUCAGGUACACCACAGCGUCUCCUCUACCUUCAGCAACUCCUUUACAUCUGCUGCCAUCAGCCAGCUCCACACAGUGUGUCCCACCAUGGAAAUUGUUGUCAAACUUCUUAAAAGCACUGAUGUCUGUGAUGAUGUGUGACGUAGCACCAGUAUCCACCAUCAAACCUUUAAUCUCAAUCUCCUUCCCAAUUCCAGGAUUCGCGUUGUCUGUCUUUAGCUUGAAAGCAUAAGUGUUGUCUUGGGUCCUGUCGUCGUCAUCCUCACGAGCUAUGCGUACCUCAUCACCUCGUUGAUUCCUCCGGCACGUCGCGUCUCGCUCUGAGUAAUGACAGGAAGAGAAAGCAGGAUGGAUCCAGCUGUUCUCAGGAUAGUGGGGAGAUUCAACCCAGCAAGAAAAGGAAACCAUCUCUGGUCUCCUGUAAAGAAGAAACAGAGGUUAAAGAACCACAUUGGGAGAAGAAAGAGGCCAUGGUGAGAAGACUCCAGAAGCGGUUUCCGGACCAGGAUAAGGAGGAGUUGCGGCUGGUGCUUAAAGAACACGACUGGAAUGUUGAAGAGUCUUUGCUGGUCCUGCAAAUGUUCUCAGACACAGAAAAUAGUUCCAGCUCAGUUGAUUCAGAGGAAUCUUCAUCUAAACGCAGCAAGUUGACUAAUUUGCGGGACCAAAAUUCUAAAGAUGAUAAAAAUAGUGAAGAUUUUAAAGAUCAUGAAGAUGUCAGUGCAUCAGACGGAAACAGUGGAAAUGACACUGAUGUAACAAAGGACAGCGAAGAUGAAUCUGAGUCAGACAACCACAAAAGUUCAAAAAACAGCAUUCUGUCAUUUUAUGCAAAAAAAUCAGAUUCAGCUCCUUCAUCCUCUUUUGAAAAGCAGAGACAGACUUCUUCUUCUGUGAAGCCUUCCUCAUCAUCGUCAGCCGCUCAGGUUUUGUCUAGAUUUGCGAGCGAGACCAGUAUAGCUAAGAAGCAGGCAGAGGAGAGAAAAAGGAAGGCACAAGCCGCCAAUAAGCACAUCAGUUCUGAUGAAGAGGAUAGUGGUGAAGAGGACGCCGUGUCGAGCGAGUAUGACGAUUCCGAUGAUGAGCUGGAUGCUAAAGAAGGCGCGAUGGACGCAAAGACUGCGAUAGUCACUUUUUUUCAAGAUGCUUCUCUAGAUGAGCUCUCCUUGAUUUCUGGUUGUUCAAUAAAAAAGGCCCAGAAGAUCGUGGAAAUGAGGCCGUAUGACAGCUGGGAAAGCUUGUGGGAAGUCUUCCAUAAAGAAAACGGACUUUCAGAAAAUUUGGUGUCAGGUUGUAAAGUUGUCCUCAGGGAGCGAAGGGUAGUCCUGGGGCUCAUGUCCAAAUGUGAGACCAUUUCUUCAAAAAUGAUUCAACGGGUCACGAAGGUGAUGGAGAGUGGGUCAGGAUCCGUGAAAGCGCCCAGCAUACUCAACAGUCAGUUAGAGAUGAAACCAUACCAGUUGAUUGGUCUGAAGUGGCUGUUGCUCCUGCAUGAACACAACCUGAGCGCCAUCCUCGCUGAUGAAAUGGGUUUGGGGAAAACCAUCCAGGCUAUAGCAUUUCUGGCCCAGCUGUAUGAAAAUGGUAUACAAGGUCCUCAUCUCAUCACUGUGCCUUCCUCUACUCUGGAUAACUGGGUUAGAGAGCUCAAGUUGUGGUGUCCAAGCCUUGAAGUCCUUAUUUAUUAUGGUUCUGUGGAAGAGCGACGCUACCUCAAACAUGACAUCCUCUCUGGGGAAAUUUCAUUCAACGUCAUCGUGACCACGUAUAGCUUGGCCAUCGGUAACGACAGCGACCGCAGCCUUUUCCGGAAGCUGCAACUGCAGUACGCCAUAUUUGAUGAAGGCCACAUGUUAAAGAACAUGAACACUCACCGCUACCGUCACCUCAUGUCUAUUAAUGCUGAGCAUCGCCUGCUGCUAACAGGAACUCCUCUACAGAACAACCUCCUGGAGCUGAUGUCUCUCCUGAACUUCAUCAUGCCUUCAAUGUUCUCCAGCUCCACGAUACAACUUUCUAAAAUGUUUUCCAUGAAAUCUCACGAGGAACAAAGCAGUUUUGAGAGGGAUCGUAUCUCUCAGGCCAAACUUAUCAUGAAGCCGUUUAUUCUGCGGCGAGUCAAGAGUGAGGUUCUCAAGCAGCUUCCAUCUAAAGAAGAAAUGGUGGAGUUCUGCCCGAUGAGUGAGAAACAGAAGGCUCUCUACGAGGCCCUGCUGAAAAAACUUAAAAGUACCACAAACGGAGAGAAGCGGGAGCUGUGUAAUGUAAUGAUGCAGCUGAGGAAGAUGGCCAACCAUCCUCUUCUCCAUAGACAGUACUACACCACAGAAAAGCUCCAAGCCAUGAGCAAACUUAUGCUUAAGGAACCAACACACAUUGAUGCCAACGCCGCUCUGAUCCAGGAAGACAUGGAGGUGAUGUCAGACUUUGAACUGCAUCGUCUGUGUCAGCAGUACUUCUCCAUCAGCUCCUACCAGCUUGAUAAAAAUCUUCUGCUCGACUCUGGGAAAUUCCUCCACCUGAAAGAGCUGCUAGCCUCACUAAAAAGCCGGGGAGACAGAGUGGUGUUAUUCAGUCAGUUUACCAUGAUGCUGGACAUUGUGGAGGUGCUGCUGAAGCACCUCGAUCACCGUUACGUCAGACUGGAUGGAUCCACGCCCAUAGCUGAACGGAUAGUGUUGAUAGAUGAGUACAACACUGACCCAGACAUAUUCCUGUUCCUGUUAUCAACACGUGCCGGUGGGCUGGGCAUCAACCUCACCUCGGCUAACGUCGUCAUCCUGCAUGACAUCGACUGUAAUCCCUACAACGACAAGCAGGCAGAGGACCGAUGCCACCGUGUGGGCCAGACCAGGACCGUAAAGGUGAUUAAGCUGAUCAGUCAGGGCAGCAUCGAGGACGGCAUCCUGCAGCUCGGCAACAAGAAACUAAAGCUUGAACAGGACAUGACCGCUGCUGACCAAGGUGGUGAAGGGACCGUACCUGAAGACAUAGCGUCUUUGCUCAAAGCCUCCCUGGGACUGUGACACACAAACACAUCAGACUUGAAACUGAGCAAAUGCAUUUUUGAAGACCUUGGGAUUGGAUAACGGUAGUCUUUUUACAAACGCUGCCUUGAAAAAGACUUGGUUGCACGGUAAAUGUUUCUAAAGAUUUACCCUCCACAUGAAGGAACGUUCAUCCUACGAGUUCAUGUGGCCUAGGUUCAUUAUGACUGAAUGAGAUAUGGUUACUUAAUAAAAAGACUACCGAUAAAAUAAAAAAAUAGAUGCCAUCAAGGGAUUGUCCCUUUUUAAUAUCCAUGAACUUUGUACGUACUCACACGUUCGCAACGGUGCUAAAAUACUGGUAACGUGUUUGAUUUUGUUUAUUUCUAAACAAUUUUCCAAAGUUAAAGCUGUAUCAACAUUUCCGUGUUGUGUAUUUGCAUUUUUGUCACGAGAUUCAGCCUGUGAAUUUAACAACCUUUAACAGGAAACACCACUUCAUAUUUUGUAAUGUACAACAUUCAGUUUUAAUAUUGAUGAAUUUAACAAUAUUUAAAAAAUGGGAGGAAUAGAAAACGUCCAUCUGGAAUGAGUUUAUCCUAAACAAACCAAGAGAUGCAGGCCAUGUUCCAACGCCACCUGAUGUGUUCAUGAUGUAGAUGAGUGGCCUAUUGGCUGUAACUUUACAUGUUACUGCUUAAGGUUUUGUUAUGUUCUUUGUAUGUUUUCAGGUUUGUGUUUUAACCAAUAAUAAACAUUUGAAAUAUU